Messenger RNA from Symbiodinium necroappetens, 1080 nucleotides. The record is from the annotation of a GenBank genome assembly. NCBI's taxonomy places the organism in Eukaryota, Dinophyceae, Suessiales, Symbiodiniaceae.
AUGAGUGGAAUCAUGGGGAUCGUUUUUGGCGUGCUUCGGAUUCAUGGUCAUGGGACAAUUCUGUCCAGCAUUGGGGUGAUAGCUCAUGGGGAAGUUCAUGGGGACAGUCUACAUGGAAUCCAUCGUGGGGUUCAUGGUCGACUGGAGGUUGGCAUCCGCAUGAGCGCUUUUACAAGUCAUGGGGUUUUAGAGAUCAGAGAGGCUCAGACCAUUUUGGUGAGCCUGAACCACAGGGCUCUGAAGGGAGCAACGAGGCAGGAUCAGAUGGCCAACAGCGCAGUUCUGAGCAUGCUUCAGAGAAUGAUCGGGAUCACGGGCAAGGGGUCGUUCGGGGAAAAGAUGGCCGUUCCCUCGUAUGACGCCGAGGGGACAGGAGAGGAGCUCGGAACGGGAGCUCGCUCUUACCUCCGCCAAGUGGCGGCAUGGUGCCGGGUUACACGUACCCCCAAACACCAACAGGCCUUGCUGUUGUACCAAAACUUGAAGGGCCGCGCUUGGGUCGAGAGUGAAGAACUGCAGGUCGAGGCUUUGUCGGGGCCUGAAGGCUUGGAAGUCUUCAGGGCAUGGAUCCAGGAGCGCUACUUGGAGGUCGAGGUUGGAAAGAUAGCCGAUGCUUUGACGACUUUCUUCAAACGUCUCAAGAGACGUCCAAGCCAAUCGGUGAGAGAAUUCAACUCCAUGUUCGAUCGUGCGUACUCGAGACUCCUUGAGAUAGAUUGCAAACUUCCGGAGGUGGCCAAGGCUUGGGCUUACAUGAGUGCAUUGGGGCUAACGAAUUCAGAAGAACUUUCUCUUCUGGCAUCGGUUAACAACGAGUAUCAUACAGGGCGACUUCAGAAGGCAGCCGUGCUUCAUGAGAAGUCUUUGCGUCCGGCGUGGCAGCCCCGCCGGAGUUUUGAUCCCAAGGACUCCAAGGCCAAUGGUGUCCGAGGCGCAUUCCUGACAGGCAUCGAAGAGGACGACGAGGACCUCGAGCAGUCGGCUGAGGGCGGUGGGGACCUCUUUGUCCCAGAGGAAACUGCUCAGGAACUUCAUGAAGCAUUCGUGGCACAGGAGUCAGCUAAAGCUAGAUUCCGGGAG